Molecule: messenger RNA, 27921 nt
Organism: Pelobates cultripes (western spadefoot toad)
Lineage: Eukaryota; Metazoa; Chordata; Amphibia; Anura; Pelobatidae
Source: the annotation of a GenBank genome assembly
GCGGGCCUGGAGGAUGUCCUGGCGCCAUGUUUGUUUAUGUCAGUGUUUGUGUGAGGGAGUGAGGAAGCCGGUAACUGUCAGCGGGUUUCACGGUGACCCCGCCUCUGGGAGCUGCCGCCUGUCCUGCCGCCUUGCUCUCACACAGUUCCAGGGUGUCUGUCAGUGUGACCGGUAGCAGGAUCCAUGCUGUGCUCCAGGUAAACCUCCAUCCCCGGCUGUGUGUCUGUCCUGAGUGGGGUAUUCACUAAACGGCGAGUUUAUACCGCUCAAAAUAUUUAUAUUGAAUGGCAAUGUGGGUGUAAUUUAGCUACAGCAGCUCUCUGCCACUCCAGAGGUUAUUCCCCCCCACCCCACAAUAUUUAUAUUGAAUGGCAAUGUGGGUGUAAUUUAGCUGCAGCAGCUCUCUGACACUCCAGAGGUUAUCCCCCCCCACCCCCCCAUAUUUAUAUUGAAUGGCAAUGUGGGUGUAAUUUAGCUGCAGAGGCUCUCUGACACUCCAGAGGUUGUUAUCCUUACUGGCAUUGGAAAUGGGGUUCUGUGCUGUUCCCAGAAGGAGAAUGGGGAAUGCAGUGCUAACGUUUCUACCCUGAUACUUUCCCAUUUAUUAAACAUUAUAUCUAGUCUGUUGUGUUCUAACCAACACAGACCUGAUGGAUACAUUGACCUGAUUAUUGGAUCACCUGACAAGUCCUCAAUAUAAUAAUAAUGAUGAUGAUUAUAUAGCACCAUCAAAUUCCGCAGCGCUUUGCAGUGGGUGGACGAACAGACAUGUAGUUGUAACCAGACAAGUUGGACACACAGGAACAGAGGGGUUGAGGGCCCUGCUCAAUUAGCUUACAUGCUAGAGGGAGUGGGGUAAAAUGACACAAAAAGGUAAGCUUAGUAUUAGACUAGUGACAGUUGCAGAAGAGGAAUCAGUCAGGAGCUAUUAACAGUUUAAUUGAUACGCUUUUAUGAAGAAGUGGGUUUUUAACUAUUUUUUUGAAGAAGUGGAGACUGGGUGAGCAUCUAACGGAGGAGGGAAGCGAGUUCCACUGGAACGGUGCAGCCCUCGAGAAAUCUUGAAGGCGAGCAUCAGAGGUGGGAGUACGGACAGAAGAUAGACCUAAGUCUUCAUCAGAUCGUAAGGGCCUAGACGGGACAUACUUGUGUAUAAGGGAGGAUAGAUAGGUGGGAGCAGCAUUAUGUCGAGAUUUGAAAGCAAGAACAAGAUUUUUAAAUUGAGCUCUAUAUUUUAUAGGAAGCCAAUGUUGGGACUGACAGAAGGGUGAGGCAUGGGAGGUGCGGGCGGACAGGAAGAUGAGCCUCGCCGCUGCAUUCAUUAUGGACUGUAACGGCGCUAGUUGGGAGCACGUAAGACCACUGAGAAGCGGAUACAGUAGUCAAGGCGAGAAAGGACAGUGGAAUGGACCAACACCUUAGUCGCAUCUGGCGUUAAGUAGGGGCGGAGGCGUGCAAUGUUUUUGAGAUGGAAAUUACAGGAUUUGGCGAUAGAUUGAACAUGAGGCUUGAAGGAGAGGUCGGAGUCAAAGAGAACACCCAGGCAGCGAGCCUGCGUGGUGGAGCUGAUGGUAGCACCGUUGACUUGGAGGGAGACAGACACAGGAGUAACAACACUUGAGGGAGGAAAGACCAGAAUUUCAGUUUUGGUCAAGUUUAGUUUAAGGAAGUGGGCAGCCAUCCAGUUAGAAACAGCAGAGAGGCAGUCAGAGACACUAGUCAAGAGGGACGGGAGAGAUCAGGAGAGGACAGGUAGAUUUGCGUGUCAUCUGCAUAGAAAUGAUAUUGGAAGCCAAAGGAGCUAAUGAGUUUACCAAGGGAGGCAGUAUAGAUGGAGAACAGUAGGGGACCAAGGACUGAACCUUGGGGGACACCAACAGAGAGGAGUUGGGGAGAAGAAGCAGAGCCAGAGAAAGAAACACUGAAAGAGCGCUGGGAGAGGUAGGAGGAGCACCAGGAGAGAGCAAUAUCUUGUAGACCGAUAUUGCUGAGGAUGAGAAGAAGCUGUUGAUGAUCAACAGUGUCAAAAGCCGCAGACAGGUCAAGGAGAAUUAGGAUAGACUAGUGACCACAAGAUUUUGCAGCGAGUAGAUCUGAUUGUCACAUUUUAGCCAUCACUGCUACUUAAAGUUUUAAAAAUAACUUUACACCCAUUGUAUUUAAUACAGGUUUAUUGAAUCCACAGGCAAAGCACUGGGCUUAAGUGAGAUGUUGAAUUUUUUUUGUAAUCUUUAAUAAAGGUGGUCUGUUGCUUUACUGUAAUCUUUUUAGGAUAUUCGCGGGAAAGGUUUAUAUGUUCUCGUGUGUGUGUGUUAGGAAGUCCUGGCCUUGCUGGGUAAGAUUAUCUUGAAUGUAAACUGUGUGUUGACAAUGUGAGUAUCUCAGUUUUUGUUUCUGUGAAUGUGUGAAAACCAGAAUGAACAGAAUUACUUAUCUUGCACACUGACGAUACUGUCCAUAGAAGUUUAUUUGGUACUUUCUUUUUCAGUUUGUCAGAGUUCUUCAAGGUUCUGUUAAAGGAACACUCCAACACUACAGUGCACUGAAACCCUCAUUGUAAAUAGUCACUUUUAGAACGCUUUUGAUACCUGUCAGUCAAUGAGCUAAGCCCUGCACUGCUAGGCUUAAUUUGGUAGUGAUAGGCAGCGGCAUGCUGGCAGACCCCAGGUAAAAUGUCAAACUGUUCUAAAAUGGUUUCAGUAGGUAGGUACCAGGGCAUUCAUGAUACCAUAACCACUACCAUGUGGUGUAAUCAUUAUGGUUAUUAGUGUUUUUCACUACAGCGUGAAUUCGUGGGAAUUUAAAUUCACAUUUUGGGCCUAACUAGUUAAAAUGGAAACAUAACUAACUUUGUGAAUUUUUCCAGUUUAGCUGUUUUGACAUAAAAUUUGCAAGUCACAGCAGUUUGCACUUUAUUGAAUUGUACUUGCCUAAUAGCCCCCUGUCCAGUAUUCCGCAUGACAAGGCAUAAUAAGUUCCUGCCACCACUUUUUUUUUUUUCACACACUUUCUCUAUAUACCUACCAAUUCCAAUGCAUGUAUUAAAGUCUACCUGUCAUGCCUAACUUGAUUGGUCACUUGUGAAUGUAUAAUGAAUAGGACGUCCUUAGCCAUUACAUUUAGCCAUUGGCUAUAACUGUGUACACAGCAGAACCUGUAAAAUAUUUUGUCCAGCUAAACAUGUACAAUAGUCAGACAUGCCAAUUGAUAGUGCAACAAAUGCAUGCUUGAGGGCUCCAUGUAAAAUAUGCAUUCUUUUAAAUAUUGCGUUAAAGGACCACUCUAGGCACCCAGACCACUUCAGCUUAAUGAAGUGGUCUGGGUGCCAGGUCCUUCUAGGGUUAACCCAUUUUUUUUAAUAAACAUAGCAGUUUCAGAGAAACUGCUAUGUUUAUGAAUGGGUUAAGCCUUCCCCCUAAUCUUCUAGUGGCUGUCUCAUUGACAGCCACUAGAGGCGCUUGCGUGCUUCUCACUGUGAUUUUCACAGUGAGAGCACGCCAGCGUCCGUAGGAAAGCAUUGUAAAUGCUUUCCUAUGCGACCGGCUGAAUGCGCACGCAGCUCUUGCCGCGCGUGCGCAUUCAGCCCAGGAGGAGGAUCGGAGGAGGAGAGCUCCCCGCCCAGCGCUGGAAAAAGGUAAGUUUUAACCCCUUUUCCCCUUCCAGAGCCGGGCGGGAGGGGGUCCCUGAGGGUGGAGGCACCCUCAGGGCACUAUUGUGCCAGGAAAACGAGUAUGUUUUCCUGGCACUAUAGUGGUCCUUUAAGGGACACUUUUGCUUGGUAUGUGGUGGCCUGGGGGUGCAUAGGAAGUGACUUAUACUUGCCUGAUGCCCCACCGUCUUCUUUAUUCAGCUCCUGAUGCUUUAUCCACCAGGAGCCCAGAUCAGUGAGGUACUCGAGCAUGUGCCAGAGUACAACACUGAUGUCUUGGGAGAAUUCUGCUGGAGUUUCCAUAGAUAUUGUCCUGCGUUGAGCAAAAUGAUGCUCCUUUCCCACAUCCAUCACUAGUGCAGAUUAAGCAACAGCGCAGACGCAAAAAUACAGUUUUUUUUUUUGGUUAUUUUUUUAUUAUUUUACAAAACUACUUAAAGGGACACUAGUCACCAAAACCACUACAGCUUAAUGUAGUUGUUCUGUUGUCUAUAGCCUUUUAAUGUAAACAAUGCCUUUUCAGAAAAAAAGCAGUGUUUAUAUUGCUGCAUAGUAACUAACACCUGUAGUUUCCACUGGUUAGAUGGCUACAGGAGGUGCUUCGUGGGUCAGUGCUGCACAGUUUGCACAACUGGAGUUAAGCAUCUCCACACUCUGCAUAGAGAUGCUGAACGCUCCCCAUAGAGAUGCAUUAAUGAAGACAUUCUAAUUGGUGCAGUGUGGCAUUUGCCACUGUACCCCAAUAUUGGUGGGCCCUACACUAAUUUUAACAUUGGAGGCAAACAACUGCUUAAAUAGUGACCGUGUUAAAUUAAUAUAAAUUAAAUUAAUCCAUUGUAAAUGCAUUCUUAAUAUAGAUCACUCAAAACACAAGCAAAAGCAAUCAAAAUAUAAAGGGACAUAAUUAAAGUGAGUGCUUUUUAUGAAUAUGUGAACAAUGCAUGUAAUAAUUCUGCUAGUUAUCAUAUAAACAAAAAACUAAUUUGAGUAUAUUUUGGAUACCAACAUCGCCUUAACAAUAUUUGUGUUUUUUGUGUGUGUUUUAAAGAGGGGGAAGGGUGGAGUGGGAGUCCACUCAUGCAAUUCUCAACAGUGGUGCUGCCAUAAAGACCAACAUUUAUACAAACUACAGAUUAAGGAACAAGACACACAAAAAUCCAGUUCUGGGGGAACUGACAAAACAUGACACCAGUGUGACGAGACCAAUCUCGCCACAUUGCAUUGGAGAAGCCCGGUUGCUCGCCUGCUGCCUCUGGACUAUGGCCCCCUUUUAAAAGACUUUAUUUCGCCUGGAGAAAAGCUGUAUUUGUGCUUUUCUGCCAGUUGUUCGGUAGAUUCAAUCUACCGAACAACCGCACGAAUGAAAAGACCACCUGGGAGCUGGAGUGUGCCGGCAAUUAACCUCCCUGAAGCUGCGGUUAACCGCAGCUUAAUUGACGAAUGCUGGGUGGCCGCCAUUCGUAUCCCGAACACGAGGUCGCGGCCAUUUUAAACAUACGAAUGCACAGCGGUGUUCGCCCCUAUUUUCAUGGAACUAAAAUCGGACACAGUUUUGCGCGAACACCGCUGAAGCCGCCGACCUCCCUUCUUGUUCGGUGGAAGUGCACGAACGGCCCGGUGUUCGGUAGUUUUGGUUGAAUGUGUUAUACCCCAGAUAGGAAUCCCAUGGAGCCCAUUCGUAUGAAACUGACUGUAAAGACUUUGGCUCCAUGGCGAUUAAACUGUAUUCGUGUGGUCUGAGCGCCAUUCGCUUAAUAAUGUGCACUCAGACCUGAGCUAUCUGGGGAUAUGUUACAUGUCUGUUUUAUGUAAUAAAUGUUACUUUAUGUAUUUUAAAGUAUAAUACUGGUUUUGUAUCCCCACAUGUGUAAUGGAGUUUUGCCUUUGUCUUGGGAGAUAAUUUAAUUACUUCCCAAUUAUCUCCCAGGGCAGAGGGGAGGAAGCCAGGAUGCAUUGUGGGAAUAUAUUGUGACUGUGUGUCCUAUUUGUCUACUUGUCUGUCUUUUGUCACAGUCUCCCAUUUGGUCCCCUAGGGGAGUGUCCACCAGGUGGGAGACCUGCAUAAAUACUGGGCAGGUAGCCCUCAUUAAACAGACCACUGCUUGACCCUCAACACGGAGCCUUGUCUCGUCUUUGGGGGGAUUUACUGUAUGCUGCUAAGGACUGAUUGCCAGGAGUGUAAGCCGCUUGGGAGCUUUUCCUGUUCAUCUGGUAGCAGCAAUUCGUAUGGUUCCUGUUUGUGUAUUUGGAGUGCUACCUUAUUCCCUUGUAUGCCGUUCGGGAGUUUGGAGCAUUCACUUGUAUGCAGUUCGAGUGUUUGGAGCAUUCACUUGUAUGCAGUUCGAGUGUUUGGAGCAUUCACUUGUAUGCAGUUCGAGUGUUUGGAGCAUUCCCUUGUAUGCCGUUUGUUUGGAGCAUUCCCUUGUAUGCCGUUUGGGAGUUUGGAGCAUUCACUUGUAUUCAGUUCGGGAGUUUUGGUGAUUCUACAGUAGCUGUGCCUGUCUCUGAAAGGGGAUUAUCGUCUAAGCGUUUUUUUUCCCUUUUGUGCAAAACGGUCCGUUACAACCAGUAUCUCUCCCUCUUGCCAAAUUUGGCUAGCAGAGUUAAAGUACAUAACACAGUUGUUCUUACUUUUUCUUAUAUCGUUUGACUAUUGGAAUGUCAGUUUUUGCACUUUGUAGAUUAAAGGGAUGCUAUAGGUACCUAGACCACUUAAUCUCAUUGAAGUGCUCUGGGUGCAGUGUCCCUGUCCCACGUAGUCUUGCAAUGUAAAACAUUGCUGUUUCAGAGAAAUUACAAUGUUUAUAUUUCAGUACUUAGACUGCCUCUAUAUUUGUAACACCAAAGUGUUUAUAAAAUGGAUACAUUUAUUUGAAUAUCUUAUUUCUAUCUGUCUCUUGUCUGCAAGACCGUAAGUAAUUUCCAUAUAAUUUGACUUUAAGGAAAUGAGUGCUAAGAUAAGCUUGAAGCCUUUCCAGUGCCCAAGAGAAUCCAACGGUCUCUCUUCUGAAAAUCAGAUACAUCUAAGGUAAUGCCCGCAAAAUCAGCCUUAUUGUUGUGUUUAUUGAAUUUUUAAUUCUACAUUUGCCGAUUUUAUACUGUAAAUUGCUUGGAAUAAACUGGGCAAUCCAAUUUACAAAGGGAAGUCGCUGGCAACCUUUUAAUGCACCUUAAUGCGGCACUGCCAUGCCGAAUUUACCUGUCUUUAAUAGAUUAUUUUUCUCUCCAUCUGUCAGGAUCUGUUCUUAAUUUCUUCCUGUCUGCUCUAGUUUUCUUUAAAACAUAAGACAAAGUAGGGAGGUUUCUUACGCGUGACCAGCGGAGGAGCAAAGUGUGCUUCUAUUCCGGAGAUCAAAGCAAUUUUCCCACAAUUCUCACAUUUGAUCCGUGAUCUUGCGUUGCUUCCUGUCUGUAUUCCCGAACGUCCGAAUUUCGUCCUAACAGAAUGAGAACAGUUUGUUCAUUCAUGGUAGGAGGCAAUUUGGGACUUUGUUUGGAUCGGAAAUUCCAUUCUAAUGAAUGAAACUCCGAUCCUAUUCGUGCUGCGGCUACAUCUUGCAGCCGCUUAGUAGGUCACUCCCUAAUUCCCACAGAAUCAGGGAGCUAUCUACCAAGAGACUAAAAAUUACUUAGUAUUAGUAAAUAAUCUGCCCCUACUCGCUAUGCUGUGAGUAGGGGCAUGUCUAGUAAACAGUGAGCAGCCAGAGGCUGCUCACUGUUUUAAAAAACCAAACCUUAGUGUCCACCCUUGCCGCGCAAGUGGGGGAUAUUAAACUGAACGUGGGACCUGUUGCCCCCGGCCCCCACCCAUGAGCGGCGGGUGGGGGCCCUAAAUAGAGUAAGGGGCAGGGGGAGUCUAUUGUCAUGUCCCGACCCCUGAUCGACGGGUGGGGGCCCUAAAUAACAAUAAGGGGGGGAGACACCUAUUGUCCUCCCCUGCAAACCACACCGCUGAGCGGCGGGUGGGGACCUAUUGUCUUUCCCUGGACGGCGGGUGGGGGCCCUAAAUAACAAUAAGGGGGAGGGGAGACCUAUUAUCUCCAACCAAUCAUAGUGCUCUGUGUCAUUUUACACAGCGUGGAAAAGUUCUUUGGAUCACCGGAAACGAAGCACACUUUGCUCUUCUGCUGGUCAGAGAUGGUCAGGCGUAGGAAACCUCCAUAAGACAAAGUAGUCUCUACUUUGUCUUAUGUUUUAAAGAAAACUAGAGCAGACAGGAAGAAAUAAAGAACAGAUCCUGAUAGAGGGAGAGAAGAGGAAUCGAUUAAAGAAAGCUAAGUUCAGCAUGACCGUGCCGCUUUAAGGUGCCGUUGACCCUAUUAUAAUGCUUUAAGAUAGUUCUGUUUUUGAAGUUCCUUCAUUUGCUGCUAACCCCCAGGAUUAAAGCUGCAGAGAGUUUUGUAAAUCAUUGUAGGUAUAAGCAGCCGUGUAUAGGCGAUAAAAUAAAAGAAUAUAGCAUAAGUGAUUACCUGUAAGUGCUGGGUCCCUUUUUUUUAGCAUUGAGUACAGUUCUGCUAAUGCACGUUCAUCACAGGUUUCUCAGUCUAAUGCUUUAUUUUUGUUAAAUGUAGGUGGAAUAUUUUUAUAACUGGGUCUGCUUGCUUAAGUUCAUGCUUAUUGGAGUGUUUACAUUAUCUAGGCAAUAUAUAUAGAUCUCUCUGCAUUAUCAAAUCCUGUGCCAGAUGGUUUCUUGAGGGUUAUCAAGCUCUACCACUAUAUCUUUAUACCCCUAUUCUUCGUGUCAUGUUAGCAAUACACCUAUUUUUAAAUAUCACUUCUUGAUGUGAAAGGUGACGUUACUUUCAUCCCAAUUCAUCCCUUUCUUAAAGGGAUAUUGACACAAGGCUAGGGCUGUAAUUUUAAUGAACCCAUGCUAAUUUAUGCUAAUCACCCUAGUAGGAAUCCUUUAAGGGUCUACAUUGGCAGAUGGUAAAAUUAGUCUUUACCGAAUAAACUCCCACACAUCUGUUUCUCAAAAAAAUAAAUUACUCUCCUAAACUGUGCAGCAGAAGUUUAGCUAGCCGUUAAUGCAUUACAAUGUAUCUUUGAAAUAGAUUUUGAAUAGCUUUUCUUCUAUGUAUGAUUUUUAUUAUUAUUAUUAUUAUUAUUAUGUAGUGUAUGUAUCUGUGUAUAUAUAUAUUUAUUUUUUUCCCCUUAGGAAUAUGUCAAAUCGAGUACUACCACUUAAUUUUCCUCCCUCUAAAAUGGCCCUUUGGGAUUCAACACCCAGGGGGGAUCCUAUUGGUUUGCAUAUCAGUUAUUACAGGUAUAUAAGAUUUCAUCCUUCCAAUUAACUGAGUGUAAAAAUAAUUAUGAUUGUCUGGGAAUAUAUCUUAAGUUUUUAGUCCAGAAAUUAGUUUCAUAAUGUCUAAAUUUAUCAGUCUUUCAAGGUUUUUUUCAUGGUAUGAUUUUUGUUUUAAUGAAAAUUCAGGCACAAUGUAUUGAAGUUUUUUUUUUUUUUUUAAAAACACAUCACUGGGAAGAAAAGAAUUAGAGGGAAGAAAAAAAAACCCACCCAAUUACUUCCUUUGUAUUUCUAUGUUGUCGAUGUGAUGCCUUAGACAUCCGUGGGUAUUCCUUCAGUAGUGCAAUACUCGCUCAAAUGACAUGUGUUUGGCACUGUAGGGUAUAAAUUUAAUUUACAUGCAAUGUCUAGCACUUCAUCUAAAGAGUUCAAAGAAAAAUGUAGAAUUUUAAUAAAUAAACCCAGAGCUAAUGUUUAACAUUGGUAUUUAACUAUAGAACAAGUUAUCAAAAUAUGUUCUGUGGUUUCCACAAAGUUAUAAAACUUAGAAAUAAAGGAACAUUCUAAUUAGAAAAAGUAUUUAUUAUUUUUUGGUUUGGGUAUUAGUGCUGGAAGAAUCUGUUUGCUGUGUCUUUGACCUGCUUCAUAUGAAUUUAUCAUUACUGACAACUUGUGUCAAUUCAGAUGCUUCUCCUAGAUGGGUAGAUGGGCAACCAUGGUACCUGUUGCUACUCUAGAAGUGCUCAUUUAUUCUUUGAUAUACCGAUCAUUGCAUGAAGCAGGAAACAAAUAGACUUUUGUACUUCUCUCUAUUUCCCCACCCCUCAAUUUUCUUGUGCAUUUUGCAUCUUAAAGGGGCACUAUAUUGGUAUCAAAACAUAUUUUGCUUAAUUAAGCAGUUAUGGUGUGUAUAUGGUCAAUUCUGACAUUUGAGUUAAAUCACUGUUUACGCAGCCCUAGCCACACCUCCAUGUGGCUUACCAAGCAUUCCUAAACACUUCCUGUAAUGAGAUCUAAUGUUAAUACUUCCUUUAUUGCACAUUGUUUCCUUUUAGAACUUAUGCUUAUGAUAUGCUUAUCAUACAGGAGCCUCCUGUGUGUGAUUCAUGUUUACAAUUUACAGAGUUAAUGUGUAAAGAAAGUUAAGAUCUUAUUUGAAACCAUUUUUUCAUGUCAGUCACGGCCAGGAGAAGGGUGGCUAGGUCUGCAUAAACAGAAACAAAUGUGAUUCUUCUAAAUGGCAGAGAAUUGAGUAGUGGGAUUGCAGAGGUAUGAUCUACACACCAAACUGCUUACUUUGAGCCCCUUAAUGAUUAUACUCCCUCACUUGCCACAUAUCCUUUAUAUAUUCACUUUUAUUCUUUGCACUGGAUCUCAGUACCUGAGUGCCGCCAUUUUGUUCUCAUUUGUUCAUGCUGUUCGUCUUGUGGGGGGGAUUCAGACACAGGAAGCUAAAUAGAAGGGCAUUUGAUGACAUUAUAUAUUUGGUGACAGAUCUGCUUUUUUAGAGUUUUGACUAAAUCAAAACUGUUUAUGAUGUAUACUGUCUGAUACCAUGUUUGUUUCUGAAUGGGCUAGAAAUCCCAAGCUGUUGGUGUCUGAGAAGGCUCUGCGGCUCUCCUAUCGCCAUGCCAAAUCCGAGAGAAGGCUGUUUUCCUGUUUCCUACUCGGGUCUUUUACUGUGGAUGAAGGUCUGUGUUUAUGAAUGCUCUUUUGCUUUCACUAGUAAAGAAAUGUUUUAAAACAGAAAUGGCUCUUGUGGAGUCUUUGCAUUAUUUUUUUCCCUGUCUGAAAGAUAUAUCCCAGUUCUGAUCUUGUGGUGCAAUAAAAUGGCAACAUGUGGUGGCCACUGAUAGAAACUCUGGCCACUUCCACAUUAUGCUAAAUAGUGUUUUAUUCAUCAAAUAAAGUAGUUUUUUUUUUGUUUUUUAUAUAUCUUCUGAAAGUAUUGAAAUUUUUUUUUUUUUAAGGUUACAGUGAAUUUUAAAUAUACUUUUCGCCCUAAACUAGUGAUGGAUGUUCUUGCCUAUCCUGAUAUUUAUUAAUUACGUUAUCUCACUCAGAUAGGUAUAGCCCCCAGUGCCCCAAAAUACAUUAAAAAUGUUAGACUCCCUUUCUGACCAAAUCCUGUUUACCUUCGUAUCGUUGCAUUUUUUUUUGCAUCAAUGUUACAAUUAAAAUUCCGAAAUUGUUUUUUUUUGUUUGUUUUUUUUUGUUUUUUUAAACUACUUGAUCGCGCACAUUUUAGAUGCUAUCUGAAACUGCAAUUGUUUACGUGCAGAGCCCAUAUUUCCUGUAUUUAUUUAAAUACAUAUAUAGGAUGAAGUUAUUUGUUUCCAUCAAAAAUGUUUUGCGAUUUCAGCCCAUGUUGGAUAGUUCUGGAAAAUUACUAGGAAGUAAAAUCUAGAACAUUUUGUGCAGAAGUAACUUAGCUGAAGUGAGCAACUGUCUGUUCAUACCCAUUGAUUGUGUGUAAUUGUCCAAUUAGAUAUUUUUGUCUUAAAUUGUUACCUUUAUUGCAAUGGACUAACAAGUUAAAGGUCUGUAUAGCCUUAAAACAAGAAUAUCCCUCUCAUGACUCUGGAAUGUAAUUUCUGGAAUUAUUUCUUUUAGAUGAGGAAGGCAUUACUUUAACUGUUGAUCGAUUUGAUCCUGGCCGGGAGAAGAUCUCUGGUGGUGGCAAAAUUCCAAGUACUCUGCUCCCUGGAGAUUUUGUUAUACCCUGUUCCAUUGUCAACAGAGAACAUUCAGGGCCUCUUGCUGUGCAUACUCCAGAGGAUUUUAAAUCUUCAUUUAUGGUAAAUUUUAAGAGGAGUUUUUUAUUUUAUUUAUUAUUUAUUUAUCCAAUCUCCCCUUUGAAAAAUAAAUAAAAUAAAACAGUCUUUACAAGCUGUUUACUGUCUGUUAUUAUUAGACCUUUACGUUUUGAAACGUCUAGUCUUCCUUUCACCAUGUUUUUUUUAAUGUGUAAUGAUUAACCUGAUAAAGUGUCUCCAGGGACACUAUAGGCACCCAGGCCACUUCAUCUCAUUGAAGUGAUCUGGGUGCAGUGUCCCUGUGCCCUAUAGUCCUGGAGGAGGGGCUUACUCAGAGAGACGGAGGAACAGAGGGUACUAUGGUGUAAGGAAUACAACUUUUGUAUUCUUUACAUUAUACAAUCCCUUUAAGGUACAUCAGGGUAUACUGGCAAAACAAUUGUUCUUCGAACUGAAUCCCUGAUAAGAGAACUCUAAGCAUCAGUAGUUGUACUGGUUUUUGUGCCAGGAUUGUCCUGGUGCUGUCUCACUGUCAUUAUUGAAACAGUUUUUAGUGCAAUUUCAUGGUUUACCUGGCUCCCCAAAUGGUCAUGCCACAUUGGGCCUUAUUUUCAAGAAAAAGCUAAAUGUCACUGUAGAGUGACGACUGACCGAUGUGGGAUGGUGCUAAUUGGCUGAAAGCACUCAGCUGAUCCUGUCCAUCAAUAAACACAGUCCUGCAUUACACCUACUUAAUUCUAUAGGUCUGCAGGUAAGUUGUCAAACCAUAUCUGUUUAAUUUCUCAUGAUGAUUGUACAUGCUCUUGGCCUAUUUAACAAUGUCUGAUAUAAAUAAUUUAUUUGAAGGGAAAAAGAAAAACUAAAGUAAAUCAGUUUGACAAUUAUUGUGAAACGGCGCUAGAACACUCCUGGCUCCCUAACUGCUACUGUGAGCUGCAAUGGUUGAGGUGCUUGGAGGGUUCUUUGAACCGUGAGAUCCAGGGGUGCAUAUUCGCUGAACAAAAGAAACCUGAAAUUGUGGAGAACUGAGUAGGGCACUAAUUCUUAACCUAUUCUAUGAAAGAGGCACAUCAUGUACUUAGCAUUAUCUUGGUCACUCAUCCUUAAGGUGCAGAAAUAGCUCAGUGAACUAUUAAUUAUAGCAUAAUGAGCGUUUUUAGCCCUCUUUAGGAUCAUACCCGUAUCAGAUGGUCUCCACUCCUCGGGAAUGCAAUGUAGAUGCAGUAAGUAGCUCAUUGUGAGCAUUAUGGCCAUGAUGGGCCUGUUACUUAAAAUUAGCACGGGGUCCAUUUUGUGUUCCUACUUGCUAGUUAAUAACAACUGGACCAAUUCAUUGUUGCAAAUAUCUCUCUCACUGUCUUUUUAUAUUUAUAUAUUUGAGAAGUCUUUGAGCAUAGAAACUCAAUGAAUCCUGUUAAUAAAUAAACAUAAAUAUGUGUAUUGAAACUUCUAAUGCCAAGAUGCUCAACCACACUGUGUAUAUGUGAUAACUUUUUGAGUGUAAACUUUUUUUUUUUUAUUAUUAUUAACCUGAUUGUUUUGUGUGAAAUAUUUGUUCUUCCUCCAGUGUUUUUUUUUUUUUUUGCACGUACAAAGCUGAUGUCAUUUCAGGAUGUCAAGUAGGAGAGAGGAGGUGAAAAUUACCAUUGUUGGGCUCUAAUUGUAUUGUUUGUCAGAUGAAAAAGAAAUGCAUGUAUUUUUUGUUUUUUUUGUUUUAAGGGCCUGCAGAGCCAUCUUCACAGCAAAGAAGCCUUGGAUGUCUCUAAAUUGCUGAUUACGCGAGCACAUAUCACUUACACAGAAGACAUGGACAAUGUUCACUUUGAUCUUCACUGGGCGGCAAUCACGGUAGCGAAUACAUUUGAAAGUACUCCCGUCAAGCCUCUCCCAAUUAUCCCCACAGCCCUAGCCAGGAACCUGAGCAGUCACAAUAAUAUUGCACAGCUUCAAGGAACACACAAAUGCGGGUAAGUUCCAUUUAUUUUGAGUGUUCUUUAAUAUAUCAAAAUAAUACUAGUUUGUUUCAACUUUACAAAUGCUUGUGGUUAUGGCCUUGUUGCAAAGUGAUAUUUAAAGUACUUGUUUGUUUCCAUUUUCACAAAAUGCUUCUUUUUGACCACUGAUGUAAUAUAAAUUGAAUGCAUCUGCACUGAACUCUAAAGACAAACUUCAUGUGAAAGUUUAUUAUGCUCGCUCUUGUACAGUCUGGUUUUAACCCUUUUGAGUAUAUUUUUAAAUCCUAAUGUUGCCAUGUGGUACUGCUAUAGUGCUUGCAAACAGCAUUUUGGUAAUAAUUGGGCUUUAAGCAAUGUGUAUACCUUAUGCACAUCUACAUCUUUUUUCCUGUUUAAAUCUACCAAAUUUACCUAUAACAAACAAACGCUAUUAUACUUUACUGAAAGAGAGGUGUGUGUAAAAUUGUGGCCGUAGAUGUUGCAAAUCCACUGGAGAUUUUCAGUUUCCAAGGUUAUUACAAUGCAUCACAUUAUGUUAGUACAUUCAGAUAAUCUAAUUACUGACAGUAAUGGACGCUGAACACGCUCUUCAGAAUGAUGUCUUAUAAUUUUUUUUAUUUGAUCGUGUUUUGCUAUGUUUAGUAAGUCAGAGCUCAAAAUUUCUACUCACCACUAGCCUUUUAAAGAGUAGAAUAUUCUGCCCUGGUAAGUGUCGUGGACCCUCUGGGCUUGCCAUGUCAAGUAACUUUUUUAAGGCCUUGGCUAAUAGUGAAAGAUUGGAUACUUGGUAUAAGUUAUAGGGGGAAUUAAACAGACAUUUUAAAGGGUCACUCUUGGAAUUAACACAAGUACAAUGGGCACUCUGGCCAUUGUAAACACUACAUGCUGUAAUGGUUAUGGUGCUAUGAUACUCCAGGUGCUGCCUUCUUGUAGUCUGUUUAAAACCAUUUAUUUUCCUUGUUGUCCGCAGUCUGCAAUUCUUCUGGUCUGGGCUGGGCUGGUAAAUGAUGCUACCGGGGGUGGAUUCACACCACCAACAGCAAAAGGGUUGAAUUUUGUGUGUGCAGCAUUUUGUAACGAAGCUCUGCUCCUACAGACUCAAAGCACCAUGACCACUUAAAACCACUGAAGUUAUCAUAGUGCUUGGAGUAACUCUUUAAAUGGGACAUUAGUUUAAUUCCAUACCUUUAGUAAUACUGGUUUUAAAUUAAGAAAACCUAGAUUCUGCUUACCCCGGUGCUCGAACUGUUUGACAAAAAGCCAAGCACGCCCAUCUGGUGAAAAAGGAUGGAUACACUGUAAAGUGCUAGGACUACAAAUAUGUUGGAUGAAUAAUGAUAGGUAUAUGCAUAAAAAAAGUUAAUCAAAGAAAAACGUAAACCAUUUAUUUUGAAGUAAAUAGAAAUUGCUUUCCAUUGAUAGAAUGAGCAGUUGGAUAUCGGUUGGUAAUAUAUCUGAGAAGGGACAUGACAAACUUAUUUAGGUGCAUAUGGUGCUUGGAAAAUGUCUUUAGUUUUAAUUACUUGGCAAACUGACAAAAUAGAAGCGUCAAAGUGGAGCAUGCAGCUCUGGCUGCAAGUCCUGUCCAUCAGAAAGCACUUAGUCUCUCAGCACCCUUAGCGUGUCAAGAUGACAGGGACUCCGUGGGUAGUUGUACAUUUGUUUUUGUGUAUGUGGCCUGUAUAUUCAUACACCUUAUCUUGGUUAUUGCAGCAAAUACUGUGCUUUUAGAUAUAAUUGGCCUUUUAUUGUUCAGUUUUGCACACAUGGAUUUGAAAUGUACUUUAUUCCUCCUGUCCUUUUGAUAGAUAUUUGACAAUGGAUCAAACACGAAAACUCCUCCUCCUCUUAGAAUCUGAUCCCAAAGUGUAUACAUUGCCUCUUGUUGGGAUGUAAGUAUGAACCUUUUUAGAAAAGCUGCCUGUUCCUAGUAUGUGGGUUGUUUUUGUUUUUUGUUUUUAAAUAUGCAAUGGUUGCAAAGAAAAUAGUGUGUGUUAAUUGCACCAUUGGUGAAAUUCAGACAUGAUAAUGACUCUUCAGUCUUUUAUAUUAAAUAUGUGUGCAAUACCAAGUGGGGUAAAUAUGAAUCUGAAUUAUGUUUCUGUUGAUUUGUCCUUACAGUUGGCUGAGUGGAAUAACCCACAUUCACAGUCCACAGGUGUGGUCUAGCUGUCUGCGUUAUAUGUUCAGCUCUUCAAUUAAAGAAAGGUAGCUACUUGUGUUGCAAAUAGCAGUUUUUCGUCUCAUUUUACACAUAAAUUUAAUUUUAAAAAUGCCCCUCUUCAUAUAGUUGGCUAAUUAAAUGCUAAUCUGUGUUUUCAAAUAUGAAUUCAUUUUUAAUCCGCAUCUUAUAAAACGUGAAAUUCAAACCCAGACAAAAGAGAUCAUGAGACAAAGUAGGAAGCACUUUGUCCUAUGUAUUUUUCCUAUGCUUGACAAAUGCAGUACAACCUUUCGUGAUUAUUUACAACUUUAACAUGAAGGCCACCAUAGCCACUAUAUGUCAAUGUAGUGGUUAUGGUGCCAUUCGGCUGCAGGUUUUAUUUAUUUUUAAUUUUUUUUUUGUGUUUUUAAAGCCAUUCUCUGGAUAACCUGCUCAGGAAGGGAAUUGCUUUAAAAUGUGGAUGACAUUGAUAUUGCUAAUAUGAAAGCAGAGGCCAGGCUACCUGAGCCUCGGGAACCCCUGUUAUGGUCAAACCGUUUGAACAGUUUUACGAAGUCCAAUGGCAUCAUAAACAUUGUGUGAGCAGGUAGUGGUUGUGUUGUUUAGACUGACAAUCCAAUCAGGUGGGGAUACUGGAGUUUACUAGCAAUAUGCAACAAGUGUAGCCGAUAUGGACCAAGUAAAUAUAGGUGAUCACUCAAAAAAAAAAAUGUAAUCUCUGGCAUUGUUUCUAUUCACAGAGUUCUGUCCGAGUCGGGGAGUUUUCUAAUCGUCCUUUAUUCACGUACACAUAAAGAACCUGAGUUUUAUGAGUGUGUUUCUUGUGCAGGACAUGAUCAUCUUGCCUUCCAGCUGCUAACUAAUGAGGAUGUUUUGCAUCUAUUCAAAGUAAGAUUCGAUUUGCUCACAGUAAUAUCCUAGUUUGUGGACCGUUAAUCUAUUGUAUGUGUUUUUCAGAUAGAAGAAAAAAAUAACGUUAUAACUGAUGCAGAAGUUUUCAUUGUUUUGUUUCAGAACGUUGAGGUUGGAAGAAAAACACAUCAUCAGUUUGAGUUUUCCACGGAAAGCCACAAUCCUGAUUCGUUUCUAUUUAAGGAAGCCGCCAAGAGCAUUUCGGAUACAGUGUAAGGUUCCCUAAAAAGCACACCAGUCCUGUAAAGGGUUACUCCAACCACCACGACAAAUUCUGCUUUGAGUAUAAGUGGUCAUGUUGGUAGGAGUUGUUUGUGUAGCGUUUCUGCUUGAAAAGCUGCACAUACAGAAAGCUUUGUGCCGAGGGCUACGUGCACUCCUGUACAUUUCACUUAGACAGUCUGUGUUCCAGGCUGCCUCAUGUCAGUUCUGUGCAAAAAAAUAAAUCUGCCGCUGGUUAGUACUGCACACUGGCGAAAGAGGUUCACAUCUCAUCUAUGUCCCAUCCCUUCCCUGUUUAAGCCUUUAUGUGAUCUUAAGAUGCUGGUUGUGUCUAUUCUGUUUUUGUUUUUGUUUUUCUCCCAUCACUUUGUGUCCGGCCCCAUUCACUCUUUCGUGUGCACUAAGAGCAGGUAAGAUAGUCCAAUCAAAUGCUUCUUUCUGAGAAGUUUGAUUGGAGCACGAUCGGGCAGCAGUGAUGUCAAUUGAGACAUGGAAACCAGUGCGGGGAACUUUGUCGAGCAUUGGUUUCCAGGUAAGUAAUUUCUUUAUUUUCAGCAUUAUAAAGGGAGGGAAAAAAACUGAUUAAUAUUGUCCAUUAUGGCUUUUUACACACCAUGCAAGAAUGUUAUGCAAAGAGUAACCCUUUAACAGAUAUCGUAAUAUGAAAUAAUGACGCUGAACUCCUAUGCCAUUCUCCACCCCAUUUAUUAUUGUUUACAGCAUUACUUUAUGAACAUAUAUGAAUGUCCAUGAUAUUUAAUCUGUUGUGCUCAGCAAAUGUGUAUAUCAAAUAUUUCUCUUGCCUGAAUCCGUCAUUUUGGUGUGUGGAAUGUGUACUAAUAUUUCACCUUCCCACAAUGCUAAGUGUGUAAUCCUGCAUUGUUUAUUGCAUAUCUACAUGUUUGACUUUAGUGUUUAGUGGACUUGUCAUGUCCAUGCAUUUUAUACUGAAGUAUGCAGCAAUGGCAUUAGAAAAUAUUUUAAAAAGUGUGGGGGUAUUUGAAUUCACUUUUAUUGCUGCUCGAAAGGGAGUGGUGAAAGCACUGUUCAUAGGUUCUCUAUUUCCACCUUACAACUCCUGGCAGAACUGCUGUUUUGUGUGUGUGUGUGUGUACACAUGCACGCAGACACACAGAACUGGCUUUUGGUGAACAUCCCAUGCUACAGUUGAUUUUACUAGAAAAUAUCUACAUGGGGGUUCUCUUGGUGUGUCGCCAAGACAUGCUAGAAUUAAAAUAUGGGUGUCUAAAUUCUUUUCAUGCAAGUGGCUACAUUGAUUACCCUUUCUACAUCUAUAACAAAUGCCCAUUCUCUCCCUCCCAAUGACAAAAUAAUUUUGUUAGGUGAAGGCCUAACCUUCACAUUAGGCGCAACUGGUAAAACAUGGUGAUGUUCAGAAAGUUGAAACCUGCUGAAGUGAUGCCCGAUUAAGUUUGAUUCUCAGCCUUGUGAUAGAAUAGUCUAAGAGAUAAGGGGUAGAUUAGCAAAGGAUUCUGGUUGUAGCAGGUAGACUGGGCUUGCUUUUUUUCAGAACAUGCUGAGAUCAGAUCAUUAAAUAUAUGUAUAAUCAUAUAUUCUCUCCCUGCAGCGCAUCUCCAAACAAAUUGUCAACAAGCGACCAUGACUCGGGAGUGGAAGAUGAAGAUUUUUCUCCCAGACCAUCCCCUCGUCCUCAUCCUUCAGUACCGCAGGUAAAACAUUUCUUAAAUGUUUUAUUUACUUUGUGGGCUUGUGUUCAAAAUUACUGAUCUUCUACUCAAAGGCAGUUCUUAAUUGUGGCAUAAAUGUAAACGUGUAGUUUUUUUGUUUGUUUUGCAAAGCAGAAAACAAACACAGUCUUCACGUUGAAUUAAGAUGAAAGUUUUGUUGCCUCAAAAAUGUACUAUACUAUUAAAUGUGAGAUGUGCUAGAGAUCUAUAUCUGUCUCUCGAUAUAAAUCCGACCUGUGCAUCGUAUGCUGCGUAGUCACUUUGAUAGGGAAAGUGGAUGCUGUAAUGUGACAAUGUGACAUUGAAUUCUGGCACACGUAGCCUGUACUUUGUAUUUCUAACAUUUAGCAGUAUGGUUAUAAAUUGGUAAGGAGACCAAUCUGGCUGGAAAUUUAUGACCAAAUGAACCAAGUAAUGUGUGGCACUAUUCUGAAUAAUUUUCAGAUGUUCAUUCCUUUAUUUUUCUCAUGAUAUAAGUAUUCCUGUAUUGACAUUAAUAGGGCUUCUGAGUUGGGAGCUUGUUUACUGUAACCACUAUUGCCUUUUAUCAUAGGAUGUGCAUUAUCCCGGUCUUCCUUUUUUUUCCAUUUCAUUGACGUAAAAUCUACUUCAUCCCCAACUCUUUAACAAUAGAUGGGGAAACUUUGGGUUUGUUUUUUUUUUCCCGGAUUUCACAAGGCUUUGCUUGGUGUUCACAUGCUCUACAAAUACUAUAUAACUUGUAUCGUUUUUUUCAGCCAGUAGUGCACCUCUAAUAGUGUCUGAUUGCUGGAGUCCAGACAGAUCUUGAGAUGAAAAGGGGAGUGUGGAAAUGUGUGCAUGGUUACUCUGCCUUUUCAAAAGGAAAUUGUAAUGUCAGAGUGAAAUGGAUCAGACAUUCGUAAUAGCUGCCUUUUGUUGUACAUUAAAAAAAUGUUCUAAACUCCAAGCACAUAUAAAUAUAUUAAACUGCCAGUAGAUGGCACUGUUUGUUUUGAAUUUAAAUUCUGUGUAAUUCUUGUGCAAUGUGUACUUGAUUUGGAAAAUCUUAUAACAUUGGUUAACACUUAUUUUUAUUUUUCCACACCUCAAAUACAUACUUAUUAAAUAUAACAUAUCGAAAAUCCUGGGAAACGACUGUUCUCUAUAAUACACCACAGUGACAUUAAGUGAUGUGCUGUGAAAAUUGUACAACUAAUUACUGUGCUAUCCUGACUUCAGCGGCUGCUAGAACCAAUUAACUUUUUUCUUCCAUAUGAAGAAAUGGACAUUAUAGGCACAUAGACCACUUCAUCUCAUUGAUCCCUGUUCCCUUAACCCUGCAAUGUAAAACACUGCCGUUUUAGAGAAACUGCAAUGUUUACAAUAUUUAUUAUUAAAGCUCGAACAAAUUCCGUAACUCUUUACACUGCAGGGUUAAGACUGCCUCUUGCGGAUGUCGACCAGACAGCCACUACCGGUGCUUCCUGCAAUUUCAUGGAGUUUGACACCAUGAAACGUCGCUGUACAUCCUCACACUUUGCAUCAGGACGCCCAGCAUGUUGAAAAACCUCAUUGGAAAGCAUUGAGUAAAUGCUUUCCUAUGGGGAAGGCAUAAUAUGCUUGUCGCACUUGCCGUGCAUGCGUAUUGGCUUCCCCACCAUAGGAUGACCUCUGAGGAGGCGUAAUCCGAUCCAGUGCCGAGGGACAUAAGCGCUGGAGUCUUAUUAUUUUUUUGUUAAUCCCUUUACAUGGAGGGGGUGGGUCAGAUAGACAUUAUAGUGUUAGGAAUACAGUUUUGUAUUUUGUAUUGCUAACUUAAAGCGGCUCAGUCACUCCCACUACUACCACCCAAAAAAAUAAAUUUGAGCAUUUCGUAAAGAUAAAAUCUUUAAGAAAUGCUCAUAAAGAUUGUUGGAAUUUAAUUCAAAUGCCAAUGCAGUCAAAAUUUAUCACAAGUCGGAGUAGGGACUGCUUGUCUGUCUUCAUCAUUUGUUAGGUGGUGAUGCAAGACAACAGAAGCUGACAGACCUGCUUUAAAGAACACUCCAGUGCCAGGAAAACAAUCUGUUUUCCUGGAACUGCAGGUCCCCUCUCCCUCCUGCCCCCCAUCCCAAGUUGCUGAAGGGGUUUACCUAAUGGGCAGAAGUGGAUUUUCUUAUAGAAAUUAACACAUACAAAAUUACUGAUCUUCUACUCAAAGGCAGUUCUUAAUUCUUAAUGCACAACAGAGCCCUGUUCAGCUUGCAUUAAAAAAAAUUGGGCAGCUGUUUUUGUGUCUGGGUCAGUGAUGCCAACCGUGACAUUGUUAAAGGGACACUCCAAGCACCAUAACUCAUUGUAUGGUUCAUGGCUUGGCGGCUUCCAUUCGCUUUCCUGAGCUAAAUUCUACUGUUUAUUGGCUGAUAGCUUUACCGAAUUACUCUCAGCCAAUGAGCUACUUUCUGCACUGUGGAUGUACACCGUGGACCCCAGGUAAGCUGUCAAACUGUUGGGAAAUCGGUUGACUACUUACACUAGGGGGCACCAAAGGACUUCAGACACCAUGUCCACUACAGUGCACUCACUUGGUUAGAGUGCUUGGAGUGUUCCUUUUUAACAUGAGAAACACUGUUUCACUAUACAGUUGUUUGACUGCUGUAGUUUUUUUAGUACUAUGCGGUUUCCAUAGCUAUACAAACUUUAAAUAUGGAUGUGGUGGCUGCAUGCACUAGCCAUCUUAAUGUGUAUCUGAGAUGGCUGCAUGAUAUAACCAGGCAACUAUUGCACAAUCAUCAAAACUCACCCGAUCUCCAUGCAUAAACUGUCAAUAUUCUGAUUUGAAGGUGUCAAGAUGACUGCCCCUAUUGGUAUACUUUUAAGUUGAAUUUAGAUAUUAUUUAUUUUGAUCACAAAAUACCUUAAUCAUAGAAUUCAGGACAUUUGUGUGUGUGUGUGUGUGUGUAAACAAACAAAAAACCCUCAAACACUUGUCCACAUGUGCUUAUUUCACACAGGUAACAAGAAUUCAUCCAUCGGUUCCUGAACUUUCUCUCGUCUUUGGCAGCAUCAUAGAACCAAAUUCUCCAUCACAGAAUCCAGAAACUAUCCAGAAUAAGCUAAUUUUGGCUUCACCCUCUACUCCAGACAGUGAUAAACCUAAUUUUGGUGAAUCCGUUAUAAAAUCAACCCCAGCAACUGUGAGCUCAAAAGUAUCAACAAGAAAAAUGUCCAAAGGGAAAAACUCUCUGGCCGAUUCCCAGCCAGCUCGACCGAAAUCAAGCAACGAAUCCAGAAGAAAUUCCACAUCUUCUUCUUCUCUUUCUACGCCUCGAAGUGGAUCCUCGCCAGAUUCCUCACUCCACCUGAACAAACCUGAGCUAAACUGUCAAAUGAAGGGGCCACAACACUGUCAGCUUCCCAUGAGAGCUACAUCUCGCUGCCGACACACAGCUGGACCACAGUCUCCUGACUACAAUGUGACCUUUCCACUUCCUUCAAGGAAAUCUGUGGAAAUGCCAAAACAAAUGCUAAAUUUGCAUCCUUCAUACCUAAAUAGUGGUUGCAACUGCUGUCACAAUCCUAGCCCAGUCCAAUGCCAUUCAGCCAGUUCAUGGGCAGGCAUGGGUCAUCAUGUUAUGGAGAAUAAGUCUGAACAGCAUGGAAAUGUCACCCCUACAUAUACUAACAUGGCUUGCCAAAAUAUGUGCUGCAGCCCAAUCUGUGUAAAUAGCUGCCAGAAAAGUGCAGGACGUGCUCCAUUGGAUAACGUAAUGUCCCCUGGGAGAAGAGAGUCAUUGCCCAUGAGUCCUUGCAGCCCUCACUCGUGCCAUUACAGCCCACCACCGAUGUUACCCACAGCUAAUGGAAUGUUGGGGCUUUCUGCCGAAGCAUAUCAGCUGUUAGCAGAGCAGGAUAAACAGCUCAAAUUGCUCCAAUCACAGGUUAGAUUUUCAUUCUAAAUCCCUCUUCUUUCCAUGUAUGUGUAUUGUUCUGCUGCUGUUAGUGUUUUCUUAAAUAAUUGGCAAAAGGGCAGAUUUAAGAAAUCCCCAAAUAUUUAACUUUAUGGGGUACACUAUGCUAGUAGUAAAAAAACACCACUCUUUGGGUUCUAUUCCCCACGAUGCUCCACCAGAUUAUCAUCAUGACAGUUUGUUUUUUAUCUAUAUUAAUAUAUAGAUAGUGUGUGUAAUGUAUGUACCACAUCUUCUUUAUAGAUUCAGCGCUUACUUGAAGCCCAGACUGUAGCCUUUGAAUCGUGUAAGCCUCCAUUAACCAAGAAACAAACGGAGUCCGUUACCAUGGAAACAUCAGAAAGUGAGAAGAAAACAUGUGUGAGCAUUGCCGUUAGUACAGGUAAUUUUGUUUCCCUUGUCUUUGCAAUUUUCUUUAAAGGGAAGCAGAUUUGAGCAGGUAUAGAUCUAAUCUGUGCAGUUUGCUGGUGGGGUUAUCUCACAAUUUGUAGGAGUUGUUGUAUGCAACAGUAAUUUAAUAGUUUGCAGCCUGCUUUACUGUUAUGAAGAUGGUAUGCCAAUGGCACGGCUCCUACCUAGAACAGUGCCUUACUGCAGGCUCAGUCCCCAUCCAUUGGGAAAAAAAAUAACAAUAAACAUCUUAGAUCCCAUGCUGAGGCCAAGUUAUCCCUGCAACCUGAUCUUUCCUCAGUGACAUCACUCGUCCUUCUCGGCAGGCUGAGAGAGGACUUGGGGUAUCACGGUGGUAAACAUACAAACUCCAGGCACCAUGACCAAUUCAAACCACUGAAGUUGCUAUGGUUAUUUUGCUUGUGUGUAUUUACCCCUUGCUCAUUUAAACAAAGCUUUCUUCAACUUUUGCCUCUCAAUAUUUUGUAUGUCAAUUACUUGAUGUAAAUGUCCCCAUUUUAAAAUUGUAUAGGGCUGCUGAAUAUGUUGGCUAUAGAAAUUGUGAUAAUAAUGGUGCUUGGAGUGACCCUUUAAUCUUUGCAAUAUAUAUUGCUUUUUAAAAUAUCACCAGCAGAUGGCAAUGUUGAGCAAACUUUAUUAAAUUGGGAGUCCCUGCAACUGCUGACGCUAGUUUUGGUGUGUCUAUUUACAAUAAGCCAAAUACACAUGCAUUUUGUACUUAUGAAGUCUAACUUUUCUGUUAAGGAAAUAGACAUUCUGGACUGCAUAUCUGCCAUUAGUUUGUGGUUUGCUUUUGUACACAAUAUUAAGUGUUUAGAGUUAGUUCUGUCAAAAAGGAAGCCGUCCUAGAGGCUUUUUGUAUAGAACAUGGUAUUUUGACUCCAUUAUGUUUACUGCAACUCGCAGUGAAUUCGAGCCUAGUACUGUGAUAGGAUGCAACCUUUGUCAUAAGUCAGUUUGUAAAAUUUCAUCCAUGCCAGAUAUUCCACGCACAACUGUAUGUGGUUUUAUUGUAAAAUAGAAAAUAUAGAAACCGUUUGGGGAAGGCCCCUUUCUAUUCCAUGACUGUGCCCCAGUGCACAAAGCACGGUCCAUAAAGACAUGGUUGGCUGAUUGUGGAAGAGCAUGACUUGCCCACAUAGAACCCUGACCUCCACACCAUCAACACCCUUUGGAUGAACUAGAAUGGAGAUUGUGAGCCUGGCCUCGUUCAACAUCAGCGUCUGACCUCACAAAUCCUCUACUGGAUGAGUGGGCAAAAGUUCCCACGGAAGCACUCCAACGUCUUUUUUAGAAAGCUUUCCCAGAAGAGUGGAAGCUGUUAUAGCUGGAAAGGGGGGACCAACUGCAUAUUAUAGUCUGUCUUUUUAGAAUGCAAUGCUAUAAAAGCCCCAUGGUGGUGAAAUGGUCUGGUGUCCCAAUGCCUUUGUUUAUAUUGUGUAUUUCUUAAUCUAACAUGAACUAGUUUCACAGUGCUUACACAUAGAAAAGUAUCCUUCUAGUGCCUUUCAGAUUUAUUUAAAACAUUGAAAUUCUGGAAACAAAAGUGACAGAAUUCACUUUUUUUUUUUUUUUUUCUCCAUUCUUUAAGGUGCUAGUUUGUUUUGGAACUCCCCAUAUCCUGAGGAAGAAGAGUCUGUGGACCAACAGGAUGAUUCUGUCCUGUGUAAUGAGUUACGUGCUGCUGUGAACAAUGAACAAGAUGCAAGCCGUACCAGCAUUGCUUCCUCUUUAAAAGCCGUGGACAUCUGCAGUUUUGCAGAAAGCAGUCAGCUGACAGAGAGAGGCAACAUCUCCUCUGCUCCAUUCCAGUAAGUACCCUUUGUACACUCGCUGUCCUGUUAUAAUUAUAUAUCGCGUAUUUACACUCAAACGUUUCAGCAGCUGUUAGAAUUCUAGCUGUUAUUUCUGUUCCUUAAUGUAUGUUCAGUUGGCAAUAUUAUCUACCACAAACCAUGGUGCAGGGUGGUUAUCCCCACACGCUUAGACCCCUAUCUUUAUAAAGUUAUCUUCCUUUUCUUUUUUUUUUUUUAUUUCUUUUUUGUGAUUGCUUCAGAAAUGUCACCAUUUUAUCGAUGACCAUAUUAAUUAGUAACACUUUUUUUUUUCUCUCUCUCUCUUAACUGUUCGCUCAACUACUUUGCUUGCCCCACACAAUUGCAGUACGGCAGGGAAAUUCAAGAAAUUACCGUAUAUAUUUUGCUACUCCAAAACUUUAUUAGGUGUUGUUUUUUGACAUUAAUUAUAUGAGCAUUUUUCCCCUCCAUCGACACUUUUUAAAACAAUUCAACAAUUCCUGUUCUGUCCUCUGUAGAUGGUGUGAAGAACAAUUUGGGAUUGAGGUUGUGAAAAAUUAUUUGAUAUUGUGGUGUGUUUUUUUUUUUUUGUUUUUUUUUUUAAUUCAUGCUGGCAUCAAUAUUAACUGUACAAAUAUAUAUUUUUUUUUUCUAGUUCUUUAAAGAACAAGCCCUACUUUCCCGUGUUGCAACGGGAUGGUGUCCGUGAUCAGGCAGCUCGACCAGAGGACUCAGGGAGCCCAACAGAAGCUGAGCUGGAUCAAUAUAUCCCCUCUGAUCCUCCGGAGAAGUUUUACCAAGACUUAAUGGUGAGCUUUACUUUAUAAGAUUAGUGUCAUUGCUGCACUUGUGCUUCCUAUGCUCUAUACAAAUACAAAUCUCUAAUGGGUGAUUAAAUGAUGUGUAGAUGUUAAUCCAAUUUUUGUUUAUUUGUUUUGCCUUCCCAGUGUCAAGUAAACAAUUUGUUAAAGACCUCAACUACUAUAGAUGAGGAAUCUUGUGUCAGUGUCUCAAAUACCCCAUCCAGAGCAUGUCCUCCUAGAAAGGAGAAGAAAAAGUCUAAUUCAAAGAAGGAUGACAACAGUGUGUUGACAGCAACCCUUAAGCAACUGAAGAGUCUGGGAGUAAAUGUCAAUGCGGAUGCAUCUGACGUAAAGACCAGACAUUAUGAUACUGCAGACAAUGCAUGGUAAUUUUAACUUGAUUAUUGUUGUGUUUGAGAUGUCCUAUUCUAAAGUUUGAGGUGCCAGUUUGCAAAAUGUUCUUAUUACACCUUCAUAGUGGUGGAAAAUAUUCUGCAAUAUUGAACGUUCCUGGGUAAACCGGUUCUGACUUUUUGACUGCUGUAAAUUUAUUUAAUUCAUGGCAGAUCAAUACAUUGGGUAUACUGCACCUUGUUAAAAGCCUCAUCUGAUUUCCAAAGAUGAUGGACUGAGAGCCUGAGCAUAAUGAUUUGUUUAAAUAAUUCUUAGCAUUUCAUAGUAUGUUUAUUUUUUCUCAUUAUUUUUAAACCUUAAUGAUGUACAGUAUUAAAACAUUUCUCUCUCAUCUUUCAGUGUACUCGCCUGCAUUAACCCAGAGGCAGUCAUUCCAAGGUUAAACUAUGUCUCGUUUACAAAUAUUGGCUUGAGUGGGUUUGCCCCAAAUGGAGUUGAUUUGAGCAUGGAGGCCAACGCCAUUGCCUUAAAAUACCUAAGUGAGUCCCAACUGAUACAGCUCUCUGCAAGCAACUCACACAAGGGCAAACUGGUGGAUGCUUCAACAAUCGCCAGUCUCUUUCCUGGGAAUACAGAUAAAAGCAUGGUUGGCCUCAGUUUAAUUUCCCCAAACAAUAUGUCCUUUGCCACAAGGAAGUAUAUGAAACGGUAUGCCCUGAUAGAUAGCAGCGACAGAAGUGAUGACGAAGAUGAUCUAACAGCUGACGAAAGCUUGUCUGAGAGUACUGGGGAUGGGAAAUAUGUGGAUGAUAAACGGGUGAUUUCUAGUUUUUCUGUCACUGAAAGCUUUGAAAGGAUUAGUGACAGAUCUAACCGUGAUAGAAAGAACUCAAACCGAGAUGGUGACGUUGGAUGUGUUAAUCACCAAGAGACAAAUAAACUGAGAAACAUUACAAACGAGAUCCCACCAAAGAGUGGAAUUGUGCCGCAGCACUCAGAGGAGAUAGAUUUGCCAUUUUUUAAGAACUUUAACACCAAACCAAAAGCACUUGGAAAUGCUCAAUUCACCAAGCACUCAGAGAAGGAAAACUCUGGCACCCCAUUAGUCUUAACUAAAAAAGACUCCUCGCUAAAGCAAAUACCAGAUUCCACAGGUUCUGUUGGGGACAUUUUAGAUGUCAACCGACUUAGACAACUUCCAAAACUGUUCUGAGUGUUUGUUAUAAGCAGGUCAUUGUAAUGCCAAACUGCUCCUGUUCAGUAUUCCUUCCUAUGGAAGUACUGGCAACAGCUAUUCAGGUCUUUGUCAAACCAACACCCUUAUAGUCUUGUUUCUAUUGCACUGCGAAUACUGUGAAAGUAACUUUCUGAUUACUGUACUAGGUCAAUCUGUCAGACCUUGUGUGGCGGCACAUGUAUUGAUAUCACAAUGUGUGUAAUUGGAUUAGCAACACAUUAGUGCCUUUUCUGUGAGGGAAUUUUGUACUUUCUGUUUUGAAACCUUACAGCUUUGUCAUUGUCAAACUCGUGAAUCAGUUGUCACUCAUAUUUGUCUUCAACAAAUUUUAAUUGAGCCCAAAAGAGCGUCUUCUGCAGGGAUAUUUGUAUUAUAUUAUGUUUUUUUUAAUAAUGGCAUGUUAGAUUAUUUAAUGGUGCCAGGUUUUAUUCCUGAUCAUGUCUGUUGACAAUGGGGUAACUAAUAUACCCGCUGCGUGUUUUGUGUGUGUGUGUGUGUAAUCAAGGUUUACACUUUACAGAAUCCAAAAAUGGUUGAAACUGUUACUCUAGAUAACUUUCUGUAUUUUUGUGCACAUUUUAUGAUCUAAUGUGGUCUUAAUUGUUUCCUCACUUUUUUAUUUGUAUUUGAAUGUGACUAUAUUAAAUAUUUUAUAUUUUUUAAUAAAGAAAACUUUAACUUUUUUUUCAGGUUGUCAAGCAAAUGCAAAGUAGCUCAGUAGAAUAAUUCAGACUGUGGAUCUUAUUCAAACAUCAGUGUCAUUGGUGCUGUUCCCAACAGGGAAAACAAAGUAUUUC